AUGGAUCACCACCCGAUUCGAGCACAGACUCAACCCCAACCACGGAGCGAACGAUGGGCUCCCGAGAUCUACGUCCAUUUGGAGUUCAGGGUCUCAUGGGGCGGCAAGAAACAACAGCAACAGCCCCCAAAGAACCACCAGAUCACCUUUAGGUCCCGCGGUCCACGGGAAAGGUCCCCUGCUUUCCCGCGUCAAGUGCCCGCACCCAACACCAACUACCUCGCCGCCAUCCACAACUUUGACCAGAGACAAGCCAGAGCCCGCGAGAACCGCCAGAACAACCCGCACAGGCAUCACCAGAUGCAGGAGUACUACCAGGGGGAACAACCACGGGAACUGCACCUGCAACAGCAACAGCAACGGCAACAGCCUCGGCAACCACGGCAACAACCACGACAACAGCCACGCACACAUCUUGAAGUACCAGUCAUCCAGGAACCAGAGCGGCCAACGAGGGCGGAUACCCGCUCCUCAUCCCAUGAGCGAGGCCGCUCUGCCCCGCCUCCCAUCGGCGAGAACCCGUGGGACGUAAACAUCCCCCACCUCCAGGCAAGGAAUUCAGAGAUGCCCCCUUCCGAACGCAAUCCCGCAGAAAUCAGGCGGAAACCAUUGCCCGCACCCCCGUCACAGUUCCGCCUCGGCGACGGAGGCCAACCAUGGUCAACAUGGUCUCUACCAGACGGCUACGACCCAGACACGCACCCCAAAGACGAGGAAGACUACGGCGACUACGACACGUACGAAUCCAUCCCCGUCAUCUCGGAGCCCGGCGACCGCAACUCAACCACCUACGCCACGAACCCCACCAUGGUCUCUACCUUCUCGCCCGAGCCCGCCUUCGUCGCGGCCGAGCCUACCAUCACCAUCUCACCGGAACCCUCCUCCUCGUCCGCCCCCGUGCGCGACGUCGAAACCGGCCGGGCCAAGGAGCUUGGCGCGCUCUCGGCGGCCAUGAUGACGGUGGACAACGGCUUCGAGACUCAGUGGUGGAACCAGGGCCGGCGCGACACCGUCUUCAGCAACAACAGCGCCACCGACGACCCCACCACCCCCGACGAGAGCCCCAUCCACCGCUGGUCCUCCACGGCGGCCAUGUCCUCCACCGCCCACCCUGUCGAGGCCCGCCUCCCGGCUGGUGUUGUCUCCCCGCUGACCGAUGCCGCCUUCAGCCCGGCUCAGGUGCCGGCUUCGCUGUUGCAGCGCACGCUGUCGACGCGGUCGGAGGAGCUUUGGUUUCGUGAGAGGGGUCACUAG
Chaetomium globosum CBS 148.51 is the source of this 1254-nucleotide messenger RNA. RefSeq lists its product as uncharacterized. The record is from RefSeq and is a predicted model, not a curated record. The transcript has a single exon. Lineage: Eukaryota; Fungi; Ascomycota; Sordariomycetes; Sordariales; Chaetomiaceae. Bases 1 to 1254 code for a protein of 417 amino acids.